GGCGGGGUGCGGAGACGUCGCCCCACCCCGGUGUCAGCACGGUUCUUACCGAACACGGAACUGCUCCGGUGCACUGCCCCAUCUCUGCAGACGUAAGAAGGGGAAGCGGACUGAGAGCGUGUCGUUUUGGAGGCACUGCUGUCUGUGAAUUGUCACUAAAGAUGUUCCGCUUGCGGGCAUUGUCCGCCCUUUCGGUGGGACUAGCUCAGUUGUCCCGACGCUACCACAGUGGGGCAGUCCGAGGGAAUGGCCAGAGGAGAGUCAUGAUGGCAGCCCUGGCUGGUGUGACUGGAGUGUCUGUUAGUGCUGGGCUUCUCUGGAAAAGAGCCUAUGCAGAGGCCGGGCCUUCUGUUCAACACCCUGAGCAGCAUGCCAAAGAGGAAGCUGGGUUUGUGAAGGAUGUAGACUCAGACACAGACUCAGAGAGAUCGGUGGAAGCCAGCAGUGGAGAUGAAGAAGGAAAAGAUGAGGGUGGAGAGGGGAAAAAGAAGAAGCCACGUUCUGGAUUCCGUGACCGCAAGGUGAUGGAGUAUGAGAACCGCAUAAGAGCUUAUUCGACUCCAGAUAAGAUUUUUCGCUACUUUGCCACACUGAAAGUCAUUGGUGAGCACGGAGAUGCUGAGGUUUACAUGACGCCCCAGGACUUCAUACGCUCCAUCACGCCUAAUGAAAAGCAGCCUGAAAGUCUAGGAUUGGAUCAGUUCAUUGUGAAGCGCUAUGAUGGAAAGAAGAUUGCCCAGGAGAGGGAGAAGUUUGCAGAUGAGGACAGCAUAUUUUACACACUGGGAGAAUGUGGCCUCAUCUCCUUCUCUGACUACAUCUUUCUCACCACUGUGUUGUCCACUCCCCAAAGGAACUUUGAGAUUGCCUUCAAGAUGUUUGAUCUGAAUGGCGAUGGAGAGGUGGACCUGGAGGAGUUUGAACAGGUCCAGAGCAUCAUCCGUUCCCAGACCAGUAUGGGCAUGCGACACCGCGACCGCUCCACCACAGGAAACACCUUGAAGACAGCUGGCUGCAGCUCUGCUCUCACCACCUACUUCUUUGGAGAAGACCUGAAGGGAAAACUCACCAUUGGCACUUUUCUUGAGUUUCAGAGGAAACUGCAGCACGACGUGCUCAAACUAGAGUUUGAGAGGAACGAUCCUGUGGACGGCCGAAUCACUGAGAGACAGUUUGGGGGUAUGCUGCUGGCCUACAGUGGCGUCCAGUCUCGUAAACUCAAACAUAUGCAAAAGGGCUUAAAGAAGAUGUUCAAGGAUGCACAGGGUAUCACAUUCCAGGAGGUGGAGAAUUUCUUCACUUUCCUGAAGAACGUGAAUGAUGUUGAUACAGCUCUGAGUUUCUACCACAUGGCUGGAGCCUCCAUAGAUAAAGUAACCAUGAAGCAGGUGGCUCGCACGGUGGCCAAGGUGGAGCUAUCCGAUCACGUCUGUGAUGUGGUGUUUGCUCUGUUCGACUGUGAUGGGAAUGGGGAGCUUAGUAAUAAGGAGUUCAUAGCCAUUAUGAAGCAGCGGCUGAUGCGUGGCUUGGAGAAACCCAAGGACAUGGGCUUCACUCGCCUGGUGCGUGCCAUGUGGAAGUGUUCGCAGGAAACCAUCUGGGACUUUGCUGCACCAAAGACACAAUAGAGACAGGAGGCAACAAAACAGACGAGCGACAAAAAGAAGUUUAUAUGUGACAACACCUGUAGCAUCAACAAGUCUGAGGGAUUCAAAGAGACACGUAAUGCAAAGAACUCCUGAGGGCCUCACCUCUGAGGAGCAUCAUCAGUCAUUAGCGCAUGUUGCUUUAGUUCAGGCUAUCGGUAUAUUGCCUGUAGCAUGCUGACACACUGCAGUAUGUCACUGGAGGCUUCUGGAGACAACCUGGGUAUUAGUAUAUUGUAAAAUAUACAGGAAAAGUUUGUAUGUUUAUAUUUGCCGUAUUCAAUUGAAGAAUGGGGGUGUCAGCUGGCGACUCACUGACCCUUUGUCAAACGCUACAAGUAGCACUUUUACAUUUACCAUGUUUAUUGCAAAAUGCAAGAAGCGAAAGGAAAUCAAUCUUAAUUGACCUUCAGUUGUGUAAAAGCUACAAUAUUUCUCUGUUCUAUAGGGAUGAGUGAGACCAGAAAAGUGUAAUCUCAUUGUCUGGUUGCUUUAACGUUUAUCGUUCUGUCCCAGCCCCCCACGUUGUAUAUACUUAUUAUUGCUCACUGAAAUACUUCGUAUAUGAAAUAUGUUAAAAGUGUUUUAUUAAAGAUGAUUUAUUAAUGUA
Betta splendens (Siamese fighting fish) is the source of this 2256-nucleotide messenger RNA. It is a transcript of the gene micu1, whose product is annotated as mitochondrial calcium uptake 1. Lineage: Eukaryota; Metazoa; Chordata; Actinopteri; Anabantiformes; Osphronemidae. Bases 162 to 1628 code for a protein of 488 amino acids. The transcript has 12 exons. Gene Ontology annotation, biological process: calcium import into the mitochondrion; mitochondrial calcium ion homeostasis. Gene Ontology annotation, cellular component: uniplex complex. Gene Ontology annotation, molecular function: calcium ion binding. The record is from RefSeq and is a predicted model, not a curated record.